Molecule: messenger RNA, 3585 nt
Organism: Saccostrea cuccullata (small rock oyster)
Lineage: Eukaryota; Metazoa; Mollusca; Bivalvia; Ostreida; Ostreidae
Exons: 10
Coding region: 122-3220 (1032 amino acids)
Cellular component (GO): nucleus
Source: RefSeq, a predicted model, not a curated record
GAAGUUUUUGUCACGUGACUGUACCCGCCUGUAGGUUUAAAACGCUGCUGAAAAUGUUUCAACUUUUGUAUUUAAAUAAGGUUUAAUGGUAGAAUGUCUGGCUGAUAAAUAAUGAUCAGAGAUGGCAAAAGCUCAGAAGAAAGAAGAUGGAGAUGAAAUCCGUAAAGCACUUGGGCUUAACAAGAAUCAGUGCCUGUUUUGCCUGAAGUCAGAGGAUAAUGAGGAGAAAUAUGGCAAAUACAUAAAGAAAUUUGGACUGACACUCCACUAUUUUUGUAUGCUGUUUGCCAGUGGCUUGAGUCAGCGAGGAGAGAGUGAUGAAGAUGGAAUCUCUGGCUUUCUACCAGCCGACGUACUGAAGGAGCUUAAAAGGGGGCUAAGGCUGAGAUGCACGUUUUGUAAAUACAAAGGUGCUACCAUUGGUUGUGUGGUUGGAAAAUGUCGGACAGUGUUUCACUACAGUUGUGGGAUAGAAAGCAAAACGCUGCACCAGUUUUUUGACACAUUUAGUUCAUUUUGCUCAGACCAUCGCCCACUGCAGAUAGCCUGUCCAGAGGAACAAGCUGAGGUAUCCACGUGUGCUAUAUGUAUGACCACUGUUAUCAAUAAACCUCAAAAUGACACACUCAAAUCACCGUGCUGUAGAGGAUCAUGGUUCCACAGGACAUGCAUACAGAAACAUGCCACAACAGCUGGGUUGUAUUUCUUUAAAUGUCCACUCUGUAACAACAAGGACAACUUCCAGGAGGAGAUGCUGAGGAUGGGAGUCCACAUUCCUGACCAAGAUGCAGCCUGGGAGACUGAGCCUAAUGCCUUCACUGAUCUGUUGGAGAGGUACCUUCACUGUGAUGCCUACAGAUGUCACUGUGACAAAGGGAGGGACUACAACAAAGAUGGAGGGAAGUGGGAGAUCUUGGUUUGUGACUGGUGUGGAUCCACAGGUUCACAUGUGGGGUGUCACAAUAUCAUUAAAGUAGGACCUGAUGACUACAUGUGUCCAGACUGCUACGCAAUAGAGGAAAAAUGGAAUAACUGUCGUGGAAUAAAGAUCAAGAGGAAAUGUAAGAAGAAGAUUCCCUCCCCUAGAGCAAACAAGAAACAAGAAGACCCUGCCUUGGAGAACAAGGGCAAAAGUGAAUACCAACAACAGGGCAGUGGCUUCAGAAAACUGACCACUCCUUCAGCCCUACCAGAUGUGAUGUCAGGGGACGAAUUCUCCGGAUCGGAAGCCAUGGAUGGAGUGAUGAGCCCGGGAAGUUGUAAUAAGUCGGCAUUUAAUGCAGGGCCUUUAGAGUCUCCAGAAAAACAUGAGAGUAUUAUCUCUCCCAUAUCGCUCUCCAAAUGUAGUGGGAAAAAGAGAUUUAUCAACAAAGAAUUGCAGUUUAAUGCACAGCAGAAAAGUUCAAAUGUCGCUUCUUCUAUGGUCAACAAAAAACAGACUGCCAGUAAAACUGUAGAGUCUGAGGAUGAGGAGAUUGACGUGGUGGGUGUAGAAGAGAGAAUGGAACCUCAGAGGAAGAAGUCUUAUCCUCAAGCCUUUUCCCCACCCCAAAUGAAAGGAUACGCUUAUGUUGAAGACGACACACAUGGACAGACAAGGGAAGGGAGGAGGAUGAAGAGGAAAAAGAAGCAACAUGACAGCAUUCGCAAACUUCUGAGGUUAGAUAUCGAUAUGACUUGGACAGAUGUGGAUAGUUCAGACUCAGAUUCUGACUUUAGACCUAAAAAGCUGAGGAGAAGAAAUUCAGUUAAGUACAACUAUGACACCAGUCCUAGUGUUGAUAUGGAAACCAAAAAAAGAAAAAGGUCUAAGGCCUCUGCAACAGUGACAAGCAGUUCUCAGUUACAGCAAUCAAGCAGUAUGUCUGAAAACUUGGUCCAAGGGGAUCGUCCAACUGAUGCCGAGACUAGUAAAAAUAAAAAUUCAAGAUGUCCUCCUCGAAAGCAGCUAGUAGUAACCUCUCUUGACAACUUCAGCAAUACAGAUGAAAGUGCUAACAAGGAUCUUCCUGGUAAGGAAACUCCAAUACCACAGAUUUCUUUAAAUCAGGAUUUGGAUGUUUGUUUUGAGGAUAAACUGCUCUCUGAUAAUGCUCUUCAGAAAAGCAGUGAUUCUUGUAAUGACAGAUCUCUAACAUCUUUAUUAGAUGGAAAACCAACACUGAAAAAAUCUUCAAAUGAAAAAUCUAAAAAUUCAAAACACAGGAAAACUUCAAAAGGGAAAAAGAGAUACAAAAUGAACCCAAAUCAAAUGCUAAUCAAACAGUGGCUGGAAAAUGGCAAUGGUGAGAAAAAAGUGGAAGAGAAAGUGGAACUUCCUCCUGCAGUAGACAGCACCAAAAGUGGAGAGAAACCACGAAAAACUACACUAAAAAUCAGAUUUAAAGGCAAAACCUUCUUGUUUAACAGACGCCUUAGAAGUAGCACAUCAUUCAAAGAAAAUUUACAGGCAGGAGAGAAGGAAUCUAUCAAUUAUAGUAAGUUUUCACCCAGGGUAGAGAGUCAUCAAGGGAAACAACUCAAAGAACGUAGGAAUUCUGGAUCAAAUUCAUGCAAGUCUAUAGAUCCACUCGCAAGCCCACCAGAAGGAAUAGCAGACUCCACAGAUCUCUGGAGGGAGGCAAAAAGAAUGGUGUUUACAGAAAGAAAGAGGAAUUUUAUGGAGCAACGGCACCUGUGCUCACCUAGGACAUUUCCAAAGAAGAAAAGAUCCAGAGCAAUCGAAUCCUUAGUGCGGCUUCCAGAUGACACUAUCAAUAGUUAUAGUGAGGAGCGCAUUUAUUGCACUGUUUCUAAUGUGAAUGUCAAGUGUUCCUUAGCCAAGAAGUUUGAUUAUUUGGAGAGACCUCAGUCUGAGAGUGGGUCCACUUCUACAGACAUGUCAACAUUGACUUUCAUCGAUUCCAAUAGCUUUCUAAGUGAAGGUUCUAUGCCCAUAUUGUCCCCAGUGGAAAUGGAUGACAGCCUAAUUAUCAUGAGGGACAAAAAUAGAGACGAUCCCCAGGUGUCACCAGUAGGAGAUACUCACCACUGCAUGUUAGUCAACCUCAAACCCAACCGACUGGACAUUCAGAAGAGGGCGGGAAGCAUGUCUCCUAACUCGACCAAUCACAGCGAGAUUAGCCUGUCAGAUGAUGAGGAUGGAGGUCAUGUGAUCAGUUCCUUCCCUCAGAGAAUCACCACCACUAGAAGCAUGUCAGCAAUGGACACCCAGUGCUAAGAAAAAAGGAAAUAUUUGGAGGGACAUGUUUUGUUGAUAAAGAAGCAAGGUUGAAUUAUUUUGUAUGCCUCUUGUUUAUUUCUAUUACCAGUCAAUGAAAUGGUGUAGGGAUAACAUUUAGCUUAACAUUUUAUCUUUGUAGAAUUUUGUAUAGAAGAAACAUAUAUCUGAUAUUACUAAAUGAGAGACAUUUUUUGCCUUAAGAAGUAGAUUCUCAGAUUUUACAGAAUACUUGUAUACUAUGUAUGCCAGAUUGUGUUCAGGACAGUUUGUUCAUGUAUGAUUUAUGAACUGUUAGUAAUAAGUAUGAAUUGGGAUUUUUGCUUUAAUUAAAUGCAGUGGAUUUAUAUAAUUAUCUGAUACCA